AUGGGACAAAAAGGAGGGAGAGAUGCAUUUGUUUCCCAAGGUUUUGAUACUUGGAAUAAAAAAGAUGCAUUUCGGAGUCAUGUGGGUGGUGUUGAUAGUUUUCAUAACAAAGCAAGAGAAAAGUGUGAGUUUUUAAUGAGGGAAAAACAAGCAAUUAAUGUAGUCUUGAGGAGGCAAACCAAAGCGGAGGACAAUAAAUAUAAAGCUCAAUUACGUGUUUCUAUUAUUGUUGUUAGACUUUUAUUAAAAACCGGUUUACCGUUUCGUGGUCAUGACGAGUCGGUUAACUCGGAAAAUAGAGGGUUUUACAUUGAAGUGUUAAAAGCCAUUCGAGAGACUAGUGAAGAGAUUUUUAACAAUACUUUAGAAAAUGCUCCUAAAAACAAUCAACUAAUUUCCCCUAAAAUUCAAAAAGAACUUGUGCAAUGUUUUGCACAAGAAGUACUUUUGAGUAUUCAUGAAGAGAUUGGUCAAGAUGUUUUAAGAAUUGAUGAAUCUAGUGAUGUUUCAAAAAAGGAACAAAUGGCUAUUGUUUUGCGUUAUGUCGAUAGUCUUGGCAAUAUGCAAGGGGAAUUCAAUGGUUUGAAAGCUUUGAUAUUACAAGAGAAUGACACGGCUUUUUAUGUACAUUGCUUUGCACACCAACUUCAACUAGUAGUUGUGGAUGUAGCAAAGAAACAUGAUGGAAGAGGGUUAAAUCAAGAGACUACACUUGUUCGAGCGGGAGAAACAAGAUGGGGUUCACAUUUCAACACACUCACAAGUUUGAUGAAGUUGUUUGCGGAUGUUCUUGUAGUUUUAGAUUUUGUGAAAGAGGAGGGAGGGUCAUUGGCAAACCAUCAACAAGCAUCUGGAAUCUUAGCAUAUUUUAAAUCAUAUGAGUUCGUGUUUUACUUACAUAUGAUGUAUGCCAUUUAG
Molecule: messenger RNA, 918 nt
Organism: Lactuca sativa (garden lettuce)
Lineage: Eukaryota; Viridiplantae; Streptophyta; Magnoliopsida; Asterales; Asteraceae
Source: RefSeq, a predicted model, not a curated record